Messenger RNA from Penicillium oxalicum, 1212 nucleotides. RefSeq names its product glycosyltransferase. Lineage: Eukaryota; Fungi; Ascomycota; Eurotiomycetes; Eurotiales; Aspergillaceae. The transcript has a single exon. The record is from RefSeq and is a predicted model, not a curated record. Gene Ontology annotation, molecular function: glycosyltransferase activity. Bases 1 to 1212 code for a protein of 403 amino acids.
AUGGAUUCUUAUCCCUAUUCACUCCCUCACGGAGUUCACCAAAUCCCCCUCGACCAGCUCGACACCCGUCCAGAUGCCCAGAUCGACCGGGAUCUGACCACUUCCACCCCCGUCAAAGAUGAGAAAAACAUUUGGUUCUUCUGGCACUCGGGCUACGAGACCAUGCACCCGUACACCAAGCGCAACGUCCGCGCCUGGUAUCGCCGCUUCUCCGAACGUGGCUGGGCCAUCCGCGUCCUCGAUCGAUGUCCCAACUCCCCCCUCAACGUCGCCAAUUUCCUCGACGUCAACGACCCCGCUGUCUUCCCGCGGGCGUUUAUCGAUGGAACCAUCGGCGGUCACCACAUUGCUCAACAUACCUCGGACCUGGUCCGGUUUCCCUUACUCGUCCAACACGGCGGAGUCUACGCCGACGUCGGGCUCUUGAUGAUCGGGGAUCUGGAUCGAUUGUGGACAGAGACGGUGGCUAAUCCGACCUCGUCCAAGGAGGUGAUUUCGUUCCGCUUUGAGAAUCUGGGAUUGACGAAUUACUUUCUCUGUGCGCGGCGCAAUACCGCCUUCUUCGACCGGUGUCAUCGGUUGUUUUUGAAACUGUGGGAGAAUAAGACUUCUACCGAGGGAAUGUGCAAGUCCCCACUGUUAAAGGGGGUGCCGAUUCUCGAAUCACCCAAGGGUUUCGAAAAGGAUGGGAAAACAUAUACCAAGGACGAAGCCAGUCACAUCUUAACCGACUAUAUCACCCAGGGCCAGGUCAUCUCGCUUGUCAUGGGUCUGGUCGACGAAGAAGAGCAGUGGAAUGGGCCCGCGUACGCGGCCAAAUGCAUCUACGCCAUCGAUUACAUGGUCGGAUCGCAACUGAUCAACGAGAUGACGGCGUGGAAUGGCCCGCGCGCCUUUGAACUGAUGUCGCUCUCGCUGCCUGGGGAGAACGAACCGGAGUCGGCGGAUCAGCAGCAGGCGCGAGAGAUUGUCGAGGCUUGCUUGAGGAGGAGCUUUGCGUUCAAGUUGGCGCAUGGAUUGAUCUUGACGAUUCUGGGAGAUACACUGGGAUCGCUGUGGAGGAAACAUGAGGGAUCGGAUGAUGUGCCGUAUACGUAUGCGCACUGGUUGAGAUAUGGGAUUUUGCAUUGGACGCCGGAUGAGAUGCCGUCGGCGAUGGAAUUCGGUCCUGUUACACCGUUCAAGGUCGGACCGUUGCUGAGGGAUGAGUGA